Messenger RNA from Salpingoeca rosetta, 953 nucleotides. RefSeq lists its product as uncharacterized. The coding region runs from base 50 to 469 and encodes 139 amino acids. The transcript is spliced from 4 exons. Lineage: Eukaryota; Choanoflagellata; Craspedida; Salpingoecidae. Gene Ontology annotation, cellular component: cilium; intraciliary transport particle B; centrosome. The record is from RefSeq and is a predicted model, not a curated record. Gene Ontology annotation, biological process: intraciliary transport.
AACAACCACAAACCAACAACAGCAAAGCAAAGCAGCACGCCCUCACGCCAUGCCCAACGUCUGCAAGGAGAGCGAGGGCGCGCAUGUUGUGCUCGCCACGUCCUGGGAUCCAGAGCACCCUCCCGAGGCCCUUGUUGAUGGGGAGGAAGGCACAUUCUGGAGCACGACGGGCAUGUAUCCGCAAGAGAUUGUGAUUACGUUCCCAGCCGCAACCCGCGUGACGACCCUGGAAACCAAGAGCGCAUGUAUCAAGAACAUUGUCAUUCAGAAGAGCUCAAACCAAUCCCCAGCGGGAUGGGAUGAUCUCACAUCUACCGAACUGACACACUCGGAAGGACAUGUGCAGCUUGAGGACCACAAGAUUGACCCGUGCAUCAUUCGACACAUCCGCAUCAUCAUCAAGAGCGGCUACGAGCCAUUUGUUGCGCUCUACUCCAUCGUCAUGGAAGGAACGCCCAUCGAGUCGUAACCGGCAGCGUCACCUUCCUCUCCCCAUCCUCAGACAGCAAGGGCCCCGGAGAAGACACCAUCAACCAUGUGCUGACUCGCGAUGCACGCGUGCAGCGGAGCAAGAGAGCGGGUGUGCAAGCUUCAGUGUGUAUGUGUGGGAUUGCGUGAGCGAGUAAGCGAAUGUGUUGAGGUGGAAGGGAGCGAAGUUGCUUGUACACGUGUGUGUGUGUAUGCGCGCAUGCGAGUCGAUGCGUAUGUGCACACGUGUGGAUGCGUUUGUGUCUACUCCGGUUAACUGCGUUCGCAUGUUGUGAGAGGCUCACACACUUGCGCAACGUGUGUGUGUGUGUGUGGGUGUGUGUGUGUGUGUGCGUGUGUGUGUGUGUGCGUGCGGCUGGUAGGAAGGGCAUGUCGUUUGAGAGAGGUUGAACCUGUACACACAGUGAAGAGUGCCAUGCAAAGUAUCUCCACAGUGAUCUGGCUGCAUUGAAGGAACAAGAGCC